CAGAGUCACAAACCCUGAGGAACCCGGGCUGCAGGGUCUGAGAGCUGGGUGCUGAGACCUCCUCUGCAAGUCUAGGGGUCUGUCCCAGCCGGAUGCCCCAGCCAUGGGCAGAGCCCCGAUGCCACAGCAUGACGCCAGGGAAAGGGAGCUCCCACCUCAGGGCCCCCUCUGGAGAGCAGGGGGUCCUGCCACGCUGAGGGUCCUGAUCCUCGCCCUGCUCUGGAGGGGGUCCCUGUCACUGGAGUCUGAUUAUUCCCUCAUGGUGCCGCAGUCGGUGUCGGUACAGGAGGGUCUCUGCGUUCUCGUCCCCUGCACCUUCGCGUACCCAGCCUCGUACGACACCAACAAUCCCUCAACCGAGAUAAACGGACACUGGUACAACGAGACUGCUAAGGUGGGUGAGGAUAGUCCUGUGGCCAGCAGUCUCUCCAGUGUGAAUGCGUCAAAGGAGACCCAGGGCCGGUUCCAGCUGAUGGGGAAUCCAGUGCGCGGCGACUGCUCCCUCCUAAUCAGUGAUGCCCGACGGACGGAUGCGGGGAGAUAUGUCUUUAGCAUCGAUACGGCGACUUUUGAUCACACUUACCGCUCCAAUUCCGAUGGCACUAAUCCUGUGCUAACGAUCUCCGUGACAGGGCUGACGGAGAAGCCAGAGAUCCAGAUCUCACCGGCGCGGGGGCUGCCAGGGACGCUGCUGGCCAGGGAGCAGGUGACGGUGACCUGCACGGCCCCUGGGCGCUGCUCCGGGCCCCCUCCCCGAGUCACCUGGACGGGGCCGUUCAGCGACACAGCCCGGGACGUCUCAGCCCAGCUGGGGAACGGCACCUGGGCCCACAGCUCCGCGCUCAGCUUCACGCCCGGCCCGGGGGACCACGGCAAAGAGCUCGUCUGCAGCGUCACCUACAGGCCACCACGGGGACCUUCCACCCACAGAACCGUCCAGCUCCACAUCGGCUACCCGCCCGGGCCCCCCAACAUCACCGGGACCCUGACCAGCAACAGACGCCCCGACUCGACCGGGCCCCCCAACAUCGCUGGGACCAGCAACAGAAGCCCCGGUUUGGAGAUCGGGAUCGCCUGUGGCCUGGUGGUCCUCAUUGGCGUCUUCCUUCUCUGGCUCUAUAUGAUCAAACUGCGGGGCAGGGAGCCGGCGCCCCCCAGCGCCGAGGCAGGGGAGACGGCUAACGGGAGCCAGGUGGAGCACACAGCCAACGAGGCCAGCGUGAUCUACAGCACCGUCACCAGGAUCCCCAUGCAUCACAAGACUCCAGCCGCCCGCCGGACCAAAGGCAUCCACGACAAUGCUGCAGCAGCACAGGGCCCGCUAGGCCCCGGGAAGCCGGAAGAGCUGCACUACGCCUCCGUCGAGUUCUCCAAACUGCAGCGCAAAGGCGGGGAGCCUUCAGAGGCCCCAGACACAGAAUAUUCCGAGGUCCGGCGCAAAUAGCCCUCUCGUGCCAUGGGCCCAGGCUGGGCAUCUCCAGCCCAUACAGUUAAGGGGGGGUCACAGUGUGGAGGGAAAGGGGAAAAGGUCAGCCCAGGGCUGGACCUGCGAUGUGGGAAACCUGGGUGCAAAUCCCUGCUCUGGCCUGGACUCAGGGCGGAGUCAACUAGGCCUUGGAAAUGCUGGAGCACUGCAUUGAGGAGAGGUAUCCCAGAGUCCUCUGCAACCGGGUCUCAAAUCCUGCCCCUUCCCAAACCGCACUGCCCCCGGGGGAAAGAGCCUCUCACCCCUCAGCCACAGAGAGUCUCUCUUCUACCCUGCCUGAGUCCUCAACAACUUGUUUCACAGAUGGACAGGAUUUUUCAACCUCAAGGGUAUCAGCUGGUGGGAGUGGAGGGAUAGUUUUGUGUCUAAGCUGCUGGCUGGAUACUCUGGGUUCUAAUCUCUGCUUUGCUAAAAAUGCUGUAGGGUGAGGUUGGGAGAAGUUGCUACAUUUGUCUAGUCUCAGUUUCCUUACCCCAUAAAUCAGGAUAAUAAUGGUGCCCUGGGCUACUUACAUUAUAAACUCUUAGCAGCAGGGAUGGUCUCUCGCUGUGUCUAAGCAGCGCCUGGCACAACAGGGUCCUGGUAUCUGUCAAGGUCAAUCAGUGCCACGUGAUUAUAACUUCUUAAUAACAAUGUUCUAUUAAA
Mauremys reevesii (Reeves's turtle) is the source of this 2131-nucleotide messenger RNA. RefSeq names its product myeloid cell surface antigen CD33-like. The coding region runs from base 104 to 1444 and encodes 446 amino acids. The transcript is spliced from 9 exons. The record is from RefSeq and is a predicted model, not a curated record. Lineage: Eukaryota; Metazoa; Chordata; Testudines; Geoemydidae.